AUGUGCACACUUGGAGCAGACGGGAGGCCUACUAGCAGACGCCACCGCAUAGCAGAUGAAGUUGGUCCCUUUGUACCAAUUCCGCCACCACAUGAACCACCGCAGGAGCCACCACAGCCAGUCGGGUUUCUUGAAGGACCUUCGGAUCGAUCAUUACUUGUUCGGUACGAGGAUCACGUUGCUCGUCGUAUAUGGUUCAGGGAGGAAAGAGGUCCUAAAAAGGAGCUCAAAGUCGCAGGUCAUGGGACGAAGCUUCAGGAUAGAGUGCCUCAGAUGCUCCCACCAGAGAUGGAGGCUUUCGUGUCUAGGUCAGGUCCUACUAGUCUCCAGAGAACUAGCCUGACCAAGAUAGAUGUUAAUCUUGUAUCAGCAUUUGUGGAGCGGUGGCAUAUAGAGACAUCGUCAUUUCACAUGCCAUUUGGUGAGAUAACGAUUACUUUGGAUGAUGUUGCCAGUCUGUUGCACUUGCCGAUUAGAGGUUUGUUCUGA
Vicia villosa (hairy vetch) is the source of this 489-nucleotide messenger RNA. RefSeq names its product protein MAIN-LIKE 1-like. The transcript is spliced from 2 exons. The record is from RefSeq and is a predicted model, not a curated record. NCBI's taxonomy places the organism in Eukaryota, Viridiplantae, Streptophyta, Magnoliopsida, Fabales, Fabaceae. The coding region runs from base 1 to 489 and encodes 162 amino acids. Gene Ontology annotation, biological process: meristem development; meristem maintenance.